AUGGACGCAGCUCUAAACAACCAGCCUGUGCCUCCAGACGCCGUGCGCAUGGUCGGGAUCCGGAAGGUGUCCGGCGAGCAUCUGGGCGUGACAUUCCGUGUGGAGAGCGGCGAGCUGGUGAUUGCCCGGAUCCUCCACGGUGGAAUGAUCGACCAGCAGGGCCUGCUGCACGUGGGCGACAUCAUCAAAGAGGUGAACGGAAAAGAGGUGGGAAACGACCCCAAGGUCCUGCAGGAGAUGCUGAAGGAGGCCAGCGGCAGCGUGGUGCUCAAGAUCCUGCCCAGCUACCAGGAGCCACACACGCCCCGACAGUUUGAGAUGAGGAGGUGCGGAGGAUCUGUCUGCAGAUUUAUUGGGAACAAGAAGAGGAAGAGGAAGCAGAACGUGUGUCUGUAG
Molecule: messenger RNA, 396 nt
Organism: Knipowitschia caucasica
Lineage: Eukaryota; Metazoa; Chordata; Actinopteri; Gobiiformes; Gobiidae
Source: the annotation of a GenBank genome assembly